UCACACAGACGGACGGUGUUGAGCAAUCGAAGUUGGGACAUUUUACGGGGUUUUCGGUAAUCGGAAAGUCGUCACUAAUAAUUUGUCGAUAGUUAAUAUGUACAAAAUCCUAUUUUUGUGUCCGUUGGUGGCGUAAUGAGGCGGUAUAUGCGGACUAAUUUGUACUCACAUGAGUAGUUUCGUGUAGCUUGUCUUUCGUAGUAAUUUUCGUUUCCUUGCCUCUUGGAAGUGAAGAUGAUUUUUGCCAAUACUGGAAACCCACCGAGGACAUCGUAUCGCAAACAGCCACCUGCAGCCCUAUUGUCACACCCCAUGGCUCCACCUAGCCCGAGCACCAACAACAACAGCAGCAGCAGCAGCAGUAGUACUGCAGGCUGGGAGCAGCUCAGCAAAACUAACCUCUAUAUUCGAGGUCUAUCCCCAUCGACCACAGACUAUGACCUGGUCAAACUCUGUCAGCCAUAUGGGAAAAUUGUAUCAACAAAGGCUAUCCUGGAUAAGACGACAAACAAAUGUAAAGGUUAUGGCUUUGUGGACUUUGACAGUCCCUCUGCUGCUCAGAAGGCUGUGGCUGCCCUCAAGACCUCUGGUGUCCAAGCUCAGAUGGCAAAGCAACAAGAACAAGACCCAACAAACUUGUACAUCUCCAACUUGCCUUUAUCAAUGGAUGAGCAGGAGCUGGAGAACAUGUUAAAGCAUUUUGGCCAAGUCAUAUCCACACGCAUCCUGAGGGAUUCCAGUGGAGCCAGCAGAGGAGUGGGUUUUGCCAGGAUGGAAUCCACUGAGAAAUGUGAUGCAGUCAUUUCUCACUUCAAUGGAAAAUUUAUUAAAACACCUCCAGGCGUUCCAGCACCCUCUGAACCUUUGCUGUGUAAGUUUGCUGAUGGUGGCCAGAAAAAGAGGCAAACUCAGAAUAAAUUCCUGCAGAAUGGCCGCGCCUGGCUCAGGGACGGCGAUACCAGACUGGUGGGAAUGACACUCACAUAUGAUCCCAGCACUGCUGCUAUGCAAAAUGGAUAUUUCCCACCACCUUACAGUAUUGCCAACAGGAUGAUCGCUCAAACAUCCAUGUCUCCAUAUAUCUCUCCAGUUUCAACUUACCAGGUGCAGAACCCAUCGUGGAUGCCUCAUCAGCCCUACAUCAUGCAGCACCCAGGUACAGUGAUAUCGCCCUCUAUGGAGCCUUCAAUGUCAUUGCAGCAUACCUCCAUGAUGGCCCCCCUCACACAGCAGAUGAGUCACCUCUCUCUGGGUGGCGCAGGAACGUUUAUAGCAGCUAACUCGGCCAUGCAGGGGGCGUAUAUCCCUCAGUAUGCACACAUGCAAACAGCAGCUGUUCCUGUGGAGGAAAGUAAUGCACAGUCCCAGGCGGAGUCUUCUGGCAAUCAUUCGUCGUAUGCCUAUCAGCAAACCAAAUAGUGCGGUGGUAAUGUUUGGACAACAGC
This is a messenger RNA of Thalassophryne amazonica, 1445 nucleotides long. RefSeq names its product RNA-binding motif, single-stranded-interacting protein 1 (gene rbms1b). The transcript is spliced from 13 exons. Gene Ontology annotation, molecular function: poly(A) binding; mRNA 3'-UTR binding; poly(U) RNA binding. The coding region runs from base 235 to 1419 and encodes 394 amino acids. Gene Ontology annotation, cellular component: cytosol; ribonucleoprotein complex; nucleus. The record is from RefSeq and is a predicted model, not a curated record. NCBI's taxonomy places the organism in Eukaryota, Metazoa, Chordata, Actinopteri, Batrachoidiformes, Batrachoididae.